Molecule: messenger RNA, 2208 nt
Organism: Annulohypoxylon maeteangense
Lineage: Eukaryota; Fungi; Ascomycota; Sordariomycetes; Xylariales; Hypoxylaceae
Exons: 1
Coding region: 1-2208 (735 amino acids)
Source: RefSeq, a predicted model, not a curated record
AUGGCCCCGACGGAGAAGUUAGGAGAUGCCAUAACUGUGAAGACUCCUCUCCCACCUCUGGGUCCCUCGAAGGAGAAGAAUGAGAAAAAACUGCUGUCUGACAAAAAGACCGCUCGGAAAACCACCAGCUCCAAGCCAAAGCAAAACCCCUCUGUUACCCGAACCUCCGAUGCUGGGUCGUCUUUAGAGCGUACUUCUACCAGCGAUGCUGCUCCACUAGACCAGAGACCACUUAAGAAGCCGCGCUUAUCCCACGACGCAGAUAAAUCGGGUCUGGGAAGCCGUCAUCAUGUAUCUUCAUUUGCGGAUAGCGUCUCACGCUUGUCUCCUGUAUUCAACCCUGCAAAUACUGAGGAGCGUAGUCGAGAAUCAGUGGCAUCCGAUUUUGCCCUUCGCCCGAAGAAAGAAAACCCGAACCCUCUGGAAAUGGUACCCAGACCUAACCAGCGAGAGAAUCAAAUUCCUUCAAUUGUAAAAAGCCUACAUAACCCACAAUUACCCAAACAACAAGGCCUACGUAACAAUGUGAGGAACUACGUAAUUCCAACACACGGGGUCAUUGAUCUUACUCAAGACGAUGAACCUUGGCCCCGAUUUCCUAGCAACGGCCGCCAAGGCUCGUACGCCGAUACCCGCAAAGACCGAGACCGCCCCACCGCGGAGCCCGAUGCUCGUGUUGGACAAGGAAUAUCCGAUUUACCACGUGGGGGAAAGUCAAUAGAAGUACAAACAACUUCUAAUCCAGGAACUGCUAAAUCCAAUGGGAACGUGGAAGCUUCGAAUCGGGAUGGACAGAACUAUGUUCGCAGAACAGAUCCAAAUUUAGCACCCGAUCUGCCGCCCCCGAAAACGAAUGGAAAUAUCCAUAUUGCACCCCAGCCUGCGAAAUCAUCAUCCUCACCGGGUACCCCAUUAGGUCCCCAGCCAUUUCAACCUAAGUUUAAUAACGACAAACAGAAGGCGCCCCAAUGUCACCAAAAUUCACAGCCCGCUCCCCCAGAUCCUCAACGUCAAGAUGGCACCCAGAACGAUACGCAGGCUCGACAACCCGUGCCAAUAGAAAAACCAGCGACUUUUAGUUUCACCGUGGAUUCACGCACCUCUACAAUGCCUGCUGUACCUGGUCCUUUCAUAGCGUCGAAUCAACCAGGUAUGAAUGGGUAUCAUCCUGGUUCAAUAUUCACGUCCAGCGCACAGACAAAUAAUGUCGUGCAUGAAAUCAUUGAACGCUCGACGGCAGCUCAAACAACAAAAGUGAACGGUGCCCCAAGUCCAAGUGACAACAAAGCUAGUAACUUAAAUGCACCAUUGCCUCGACCGGAACCUGUCGAUGCUGCUAGUCGUAAACGCCGAUCACAAAGUAGAGAAUCAAAUCGUUCAAAGAUACAAAGUAUUCCCAAGUCAAACUCGCAUACUCUUUCGGAAUCGAGCCAUAAUACUGAUCUUAAAAAGCCAUCCCAAAUAGAGUUGGCUAACGGUACCAACAAUCACAAGGCGGAAAAUCCUGUUACCGCCCCUGUUGUUAAACCUAGCCUCGGGUCUAUGAUUCGGGAUCAGAGUUGGAGAAGCUCGAACAUAGAGAAAAAACGCCAGAUACUGAUAUCCAAGCAUGAUCCGGAAAAGUUUGACUCGUAUAUCUAUAGCAAGAACAACGAGCCAUUUCGACCAGGCUCCGCCUUGUUUGGUCUGCCUCCGUGGAAGCAACCUGCACGGCCAACUCGUCCAGCAAUGCAUUAUGCCCAUAUUGACCCGCGCAUCCACUGGUCGCAUCCACGUUCCGAAACAUGGCACCGCAAGAAACAAAGAGAGAUUUACGAGCGAGGGAAUAGGAAGGAUAAUUAUGGUCAGGCUGCGGCCCGUGCCGCAAAGCGAAAACGAGAAGACAGCCACCCCACCACUAGCUUACCAGAACGAGUGAAGAGCAACCCUAAAUGGUUAGCAGCUUUGGACGAACUAGAUGAGAUGGCAGAAAUAUACCAUGCACAAAAACGCGCGAAGUUCAAGGGGCGCAAAGAGCGUAAAGAACGAGGCGAAUUAAAAAAUAACACGGGACGACAAGAGAAAGAGAAAGAAACGAUCCCAGUCGACGAAGAUGGUGACUGUGAGAUGACCGAUAAUCCGUUUGAUCAGAGAAGUGCUUUAAAUAGCCCGAAAACCAACAUCUCGAAUCAUGUUCAACUGCCAUACUCUACUAUAUGGAAUGGUUAG